Messenger RNA from Naegleria lovaniensis, 1263 nucleotides. RefSeq lists its product as uncharacterized. Gene Ontology annotation, biological process: regulation of gene expression. Gene Ontology annotation, cellular component: nucleus. Bases 1 to 1263 code for a protein of 420 amino acids. The transcript has 3 exons. NCBI's taxonomy places the organism in Eukaryota, Heterolobosea, Eutetramitea, Acrasida, Naegleriidae. Gene Ontology annotation, molecular function: histone binding. The record is from RefSeq and is a predicted model, not a curated record.
AUGUCUGACGAUCGCGAAGAAAAGAUUAUCAACGAAGAAUAUAAAAUUUGGAAAAAGAAUACAUCUUUUUUAUAUGAUCUAAUCAUAACCCAUGCUCUUGAAUGGCCAUCUCUAACCGUAGAAUGGCUUCCAGAAAAGAGACAACAUGACACACAUAGUACACAAAAACUCAUACUAGGAACUCAUACAUCACAAUCCGAACAGAAUUAUCUUCUUAUUGCGGAAGCUGAAUUACCAAUUAAUAAUUCUGAUGUUGAUAUUAGAAGAUAUGACUCUAGUAAUGGGGAAUCAGGAUCAUUGGGAACAAGUAUGGGAAAAGGAAAGGUGGAAUGUGUUCAACGUAUUAACCAUGAAGGAGAGGUGAAUAGAGCUCGUUAUAUGCCUCAACAUCCCGAGUAUAUUGCCACCAAGUGUGUGAAUGGCCAAGUAUUAAUUUUCAAAUAUACCGAAUUUGAAAGUGUUCCAAAAACCAAUCAAUGUACACCUACUUUAAGAUUGAAAGGUCAUACUCAAGAAGGAUACGGUGUUUGUUGGAGCACCAAGAAAGAAGGACUGAUAGCAAGCGGUAGUGAUGAUUGCAAAGUGUGUAUUUGGGACAUUUUUGCUCAGCAAGGUCAAAUUGACAAGGGAUCUUUACAACCUUUUAUGACACUUGAAGGUCAUUCGGCUGUAGUAGAAGAUGUUGCUUGGCAUCGAAUUCAUGACUUCUUGUUAGGAACAGUGUGUGAUGACAAAAAUUUACGUAUUUUUGAUACUCGUGCUCAAAGCAACACAAAACCUUCGCAUGUCACUGAAGCUCAUAGAGCUGAAGUCAAUUCUAUUGAUUUUUCUCCUUACAGCGAAUAUGUUCUUGCUACUGGAUCCGCUGAUAAAACUGUGAAACUAUGGGAUAUGAGAAAUCUAAAGUCUGAGCUUCAUACACUGAAUAGUCAUACAGACGAAGUGUUCUCAGUGUCAUGGUCCCCAUCAAAUGAAACUAUUUUAGCAUCGUGUGGAACUGAUAGAAGAGUUAUGAUUUGGGAUAUUUCUAGAAUUGGUAUGGAGCAAACCCCAGAAGAUGCUGAAGAUGGCCCACCAGAACUUCUUUUCAUUCAUGGUGGUCACACCUCCAAAAUUUCUGACUUUUCAUGGAAUCCCAAUGAAGGAGAUGAGUGGGUGAUUGCUUCAGUGGCUGAGGACAAUAUUCUUCAAAUCUGGCAACCUUCUGACUCUAUCUACUUGGAAGAUGACAAUGAGAAUGUUGCAGAUAGCGAUCUUCAAUAA